Molecule: messenger RNA, 1556 nt
Organism: Cryptomeria japonica (Japanese cedar)
Lineage: Eukaryota; Viridiplantae; Streptophyta; Pinopsida; Cupressales; Cupressaceae
Product: probable serine/threonine-protein kinase PBL23
Exons: 7
Coding region: 1-1476 (491 amino acids)
Biological process (GO): protein phosphorylation
Molecular function (GO): ATP binding; protein kinase activity
Source: RefSeq, a predicted model, not a curated record
AUGAAAAUAGAUAUUGUUCUUCUGAUGAAUCAUAUGAUCCUAUGUUCACUUACAUUCCACCUAUCAAAGCAACAUCACCGUACUAAUGAUGAUGGAAGCUUAAAUCAGCACUAUACCAAUGAUACAGGUGAAACGCCUGAUAGAUCUGAAACAAAAAUCUCUACAAAAACAUCAGAGACUGUAUGUGUAGAGGCUCUAUUCCCAGAAACUGGUAAUCUACAUUUAUCUAAUCAGAAAAAUGCAUUCCAACUACGAGAAAGGCUACUGCGCACGUUUAUCGCAUUUGGGGGAUAUUUCAAGCACACUGCAAAUGGCCUCAGAAAGAUUGCUGGACUUAGAUUUGAAGAAUGCCGAAAGCCUGUUCAUACACUUUCAAUGAAGCAAAAGGAAACACAUACUAUUGGCAGUUUAUCAGUGGAAGAAGAAACACAUUCUCUUGACUACUUACCAGGGGAAGUUGAACAUGGCUUCACCUUUGAGGAAUUGGUGACGGCAACAAACGGGUUUAGAAAGUUGCUGGGUCAAGGAGGUUUCGGCUUUACAUACAGGGGAAUUUUAUCUGAUGGAAGGCAUGUCGUAAUAAAAAGAUCGCGGGAUAAAAGUAGAGCCUUACAGAGGGAAUUGGAGUGCAUAACAAAUCUAAAGCAUCCAAACAUUCUGGAUCUGGUGGGAUCUUGCAUUACAGGAGAUGAGUUACUGCUUUUGUUUGACUAUAUGGCUAAUGAAGAUCUAUCGAGUUUACUCUUUGAGCCAAGAGAUAAUCAAGUCCUUGACUGGCCCACCAGAAAGAAGAUAAUCAAUGGAGUAGCGAGCGCACUCGUGUAUCUUCAAGAGAGUGCCGAUGUGUGCAUAGUACACGGAGAUAUUAAACCAACAAAUAUUCUUAUUGAUGAGGAUUUCAAUGCAAAAGUUUCAGAUUUUGGAAUUGCAAGAAAACAUCCUGAAGCGAAAUCCAUGGAUAAUAAAAAUGGCGAGGAGGAAGGGGUGUAUGUUGAUUUUGAAGAAUCAUCAAAUGACCCGCAUCAUUCAACCGGAGCUGCCGGCACAGUAGGUUACGUAGCCCCAGAAUGCAUUCGAACUGGUCAAGUGACAAAGAAGGCGGAUAUUUACAACGUUGGAUUGCUUAUGUUGAAUUUGAUAUCUGGCAAAAGAUGUAUAGAAAUCGAUGGUGUUACAAAUAAGAUGCAGAGUCUUGUAUUACUGGCGAACAAGUUAUCUGAUGAGGAUCGGCUUGGUGAACUAAUUGAUCCUCGAUUACUCAAGACGAGAGGGUUUGACUCGGAGAGCAUAUUGAGAACAACCCAUAUAGCUCUGUUGUGCUCUCACUUUCAAGCCGAAUACCGCCCAACAACAUCCGACAUGUUUAAAUUUCUUUCAUCAGAAAGUAGUCCUUUCCACAUCCAUAAUUUACAGGAACAGCAAGAAAUGAUUAAAAUAGACCAUGGUUUACAAAUCACUGCCCUUGAACUAUUGUAGGCUAUCAAAUACUAAAAUGUUGUCUCCUUGAUUCUUUGAAGGCGGUGAAUCAGAGUGUAGCCCGGAAGUAUUCAUUAUGU